AUGAGGCUUCGUGAUUCGCUGGUCAAUAUGCUUGGAGAAUUUGUUGGACUCAACAAAACUCCAGAUUUCAAGCUGAAUAGGCAAUCCGCCCAAUAUAUUGCUGAAGCUGUUGCUGCAGAAUCACAACGUCAUAGUUUGGAACUAAGACUUGCCUACAUAUUUUAUCCACAUCUCUUUACCAUUCUGCAUCCAGCCCCUAUUUCAGUAGCGGUAUUUUUUUGCAAUCACCUAUCUUGCAGCAGAAAGUUUCUUGUAUGGGGCAGGAACGAAAAAAUGCUAAUCAAUUCCGCGGACGAAUACAUUCAACAGAUAGCGCUGGACAAGCGAGCAGGCAAGUUUCCAUGUCCAUGGAUCCCUCCUACCGACGAUCUUCCGUACCAGUGGCUCACACUGAUCGACCUUUCUUACCCCGAUUUUGCAGAUUAA
Messenger RNA from Enterobius vermicularis (human pinworm), 426 nucleotides. Lineage: Eukaryota; Metazoa; Nematoda; Chromadorea; Rhabditida; Oxyuridae. The record is from the annotation of a GenBank genome assembly.